AUGCUGUCCCGCAAGGCCACGGCCGUCCUGCUGGUAGUGCACGCAGCCGCCAUGCUGGCCUCCCAGACAGAGGCCUUUGUUCCCAUCUUCACCUACGGCGAAGUCCAGAGGAUGCAGGAAAAGGAGAGGUACAAAGGGCAAAAGAAAUCCCUGAGUGUACAGCAGAGGUCAGAGGAGGUGGACCCCGCGGAGCCUUGGGAAGAAAAACAGGAAGUCAUUAAGCUGACUGCUCCUGUAGAAAUUGGAAUGAGGAUGAACUCCAGGCAGCUGGAAAAGUACCAGGCCACCCUGGAAGGGCUGCUGCGCGAGGUGCUGCCAUCCUCCCGGAACGCCCGGUGACAGGCCACUCAGGGGAGAAGGUGGACAGAACUUGGGUCCCCUCCCACCCAGAGAGGCCCCAGAAAUGUGCACGGCUCAUCCAUGGAUUUGGAAGGAAAACACCCUCUCCCAAAC
Cervus elaphus (red deer) is the source of this 453-nucleotide messenger RNA. It is a transcript of the gene MLN, whose product is annotated as motilin. The record is from RefSeq and is a predicted model, not a curated record. The transcript is spliced from 4 exons. Gene Ontology annotation, cellular component: extracellular region. Bases 1 to 339 code for a protein of 112 amino acids. Gene Ontology annotation, molecular function: hormone activity; motilin receptor binding. NCBI's taxonomy places the organism in Eukaryota, Metazoa, Chordata, Mammalia, Artiodactyla, Cervidae.